Molecule: messenger RNA, 3948 nt
Organism: Echinococcus granulosus
Lineage: Eukaryota; Metazoa; Platyhelminthes; Cestoda; Cyclophyllidea; Taeniidae
Exons: 18
Coding region: 1-3948 (1315 amino acids)
Source: RefSeq, a predicted model, not a curated record
AUGACUUUACAGGGACAGGAGGGUCAACCACCACUGCCACCGUUCGCCUUCAUCACACCCUCCAAACUGCCCAUUGAUCUGCGAAUCUACGACAACGAACUGCUGGAGCGCUGCUUAGUUGUGAUCAACCAGCUGCGACAAGAGGUCCACGAUAAUUGGUUUGAAGAAUUCAAAAAUAACCUCUAUAUUAGUCUUAAACGUGCUGGGAAGCCAAAUGCGGAGAUCAAAGACAUCAUCUGCGCUCGCGGGCUGAGGGAGUACGCGAAACGGCUUUUCAAGGCGAUGAAGGAGAACGAAGCCCUUCACGCAAUAAAUCCGACCAUUGCUCAAGCCCUAAUCCAGGAGGCUACCUUCAGCCUCGCAGUGAUGGAGUCGAAAGCGAGUCUCUGCGACUCUUGGCUGGCCCACAAGGCCACUACUGAGGAGCUCAUGAAACGGACUCACCCCAUCCUCUGGGGCAUUCCACAGUGGCGGAAGGAACAAAUGGCAAAGGCCAAGACAGCAUUUAUGCGGGCACAUCGAUUUGACGUUCAUAGGUCGGUGAUUGAAAAGUGUAAGCAGUUGGGCCUUCAUCAACAUGGGUACUUUGUCAAACGUGAUUUGCUCUUCCUCACUGAGAGAGAGAGUCGAAUACGGGCAGAGUUGAUUAAAACGUCAAUGAGCCCGGACAAUCGUUUCACGCACAAGGUGUCCUGCAAACUGAUGCGUCACUGGCGCGUCUAUCGCCGAGACACCAUCUUUCCACACCACCAAGAGCGCGUGGACGGCGUCCUUCUCCUUCGCUGCCGACCUGAUGGUUCAGCGACUGAAGCUGGCUCGCCACCGGAUCCUGAACAUUCCUCCCCCCUACUGCGGAGUAGCAGCUUUGACAACUACAACAUUCCGGAAUAUGGUGUGGUUAAACACUGGGUGUUCAAAUCCUCGACCCGUUAUGCAUUUUGGCGGUGGCACGCCUUCUUCGUUGCUACUCUCGUUCUUCUUAUCCGCUCGUCUCAGCUCUUCUUGGGCUACAUUUAUUACACAAACGAAAAGCAAUGUCCGACCCUUCGGAGUCGACUUACUGAACUGUGGACAUCAGCACAAACUGCCGCGGAAGCGGAUCGGGGCUCAGCGCCUGCCCUUCACCGUUUCUGCAUCUUCUUCAGCACCGCUGUGCUCUCCAUCUUUCUUGCCUUGCUGAUGCCACCCAUCUGCAUAGUUCUAUCCACAAUGUCCAUAGGCAUCGGUCUUCUAGCCUUCUUGCUAAUUCCCACUCUCAGUCUCGUGUUUCACCUGCUCUGUGUCAUUCUAUGGGAUUUCUAUAAACCAGCAACACACCCUAAUAGCCUGCUUCCAAUCCUCGAGGCUUUCAUCUGGCACCUGACAAUUCGGUGCCUUCUCCAGCUUGUCGCAGCCCUACUAUGUGGCCUUCUCCUCUACCCCCUUCUCUCCCUGAUAGUCGCCUCCUUUGGUUUCUUGCGUUGGUUCCUGCGCUCGGUAUGGGACGCUGUGACUUAUCAAACUUGCCUGAAGUUUUGCAUUCGCAUUCCCGCUCAUGACAACUACAUCCUCCAACGGCGCGCAGGACCCGGUCUCUCUCCAAUGCAUUUCUACAAGGCUCGGUUAGCCGACGUCUGUGCCAUUUUAGCGGGCCAAUUGGAGUCCGUGGAAUUGGAGGAAUGGAGAGCACAAAUGGAAGAGAUCGCGCGUGAACCCAUCAAGGCCUACAACUCACUGGCGGAGAGUCUGGCGUGGCUUUCGCUGUCUCCUGUGGAAAAAGGAAUUUUUUGCCAGUUGCGUGGGCAAACCAAGGCCUGGAUCGAGGAUAUUCAUCUGAGGGUGAAGCAACGAAGGGAAGCACUUCAACCCAAUUUUCCUCGAUGCCAAGCCAAUCGAAUCAAGCUCUCUGCCAGCGAUCUUCAGAAAUUUACCAUUGUUGGAGCCGCGCAAACGCAGAGGUUUUAUGAAACUCGAAUUCUCCCCAGAUUGCAAUUGCUAAAUCGCAAUCCUGAAGAAUGGUGGUCGUGUCGGGGUCUACGAACAGACGACUUUUCCGGACUUUGCAUGAGGCUAGUGAAAAAUGUUCUGGGUGAACAAUUCCUAACGAGCCUAAAAGAGACGGACACGGUAUUUCCAUUGCAUGUCCGCCAAAAAGGCAUUGUCAGCAGAUUCGCCCAAGUUGUACCACCGACUCCGUUCAUACCACGUCGACCUCCAACGACCACCGGAGCCUGUACUGCAGAAACUGCUGAAAAAGUUGCCACUCUGAGGUCUGGAAAACAUGGAAAGCCAACAGCCGACGUGGUGCGCCGUUCUCUUCCCUCCUCUUUUGUAAAAAAGUCAAGAGAAGGGGUUGAUGAAGGUCGCAAAUGCCGCUCCUACCCACCGAUAAAUAGUGCGUCUGAUCAUCAUCAGUGUGGUUAUAACCUUAAGGAGCAGCCGUCAAUCGAUGUGGACUUAGAUGACAGUGAGGUGGAAAGCUCGUCGGGCAACUCGAAGCGCCAGACAGUGGUCCUGGCCAAAGGAAAACAUGAUGAAACGGCCCAAGAGGCGAAUGGGUUAGAGACAGAGACGGAACCAGGGAAUGAGGACAGUAUAUCAAUUGAAUCUAUGGUUUUCAUUCACAUUGAACUUCCGCUCUUCCCUCUCUCCGCUUUCGUACCAAAGGCGCUACAGGAGGCUGCUGCGGCUAGGAAUAACAGAAUCCCAGACAAAUUUGACGCAGGAAGCGGUUGUCGUGCACACGUCCCUGCUUCUACGAACGGCUGCAGAGCUCCAGCAAAGUUAUUAAAAACUCCGGGGGCGACGUUUCCCACCUCCGCUGGUGACAGUGCCCAAAACAUUGGGGGAAUCGGAACGCUGCUGAAGGCGGAGGAAGUGGAGGGCAUUCCUGCCGUGGGGACAUUACCACUCACUGCAUCGCCUCCGCCUGCUUCGGAGGUUAAACGAGCACCAUUUGAGCGUCGUUGCAGAGACGCCUUGUGGGCGUGUGUGAUCCGCACGAUGACCCGAAAGUGGAGACUUAAUAAAUUUACCCAAGUCCAACGCGAGCUGGCAUUCAGCAGUGUGAUUGAGAAUAUUGGCCGGCUAAUACAUCCGGUGGAGAUUGUUUUGAACAUGCACUCACGCAUCCUAGAGGAGCGCAAAAUAAAUCGAGAGCAUCCCAUAUUGGCUGGAUAUAUUGCUGAGUUAACUGCCUUCCCACCGACACAUCUCGCACCGCCCCUGAAAUCCGCAACCAGUCCCAUCAACCCAUUGCAACAGCAGUUCCACACUCUGGAGUUUGCAGCUACGCAUGCAGCGCCCAUUCGUCGUCACUUUUCGUUGCGUCAUGAGCCCCAGAUGUUGCACUCGUUGGAGACGUCUCUUGACCGACCGUUGGAGGGCGAAUCGUCACGGCAUCAACUGCGGGACUGGGAUGAUUUUAAUCUUGCUUCUUGGUGGGACGUGGAGUCACGACGGGGACGAGACUACUUGGAGAUGCGCGAGUCAGCCGUAGACUUCUUCACCGCAGUGACAGAUACUACAACUUCGGUGUACGAGGAGACGGAGGAUUUAGAUGAAGAGGACGAUGUGGAGGGAGAGGCGGCGGAGCUGGACUCCCUGUUGGAGUGUGCGGCGGUGAUACCGAAAAUGGCCAUUGCGAAUGAGGAGGACAGCCCAUUCGGUCGGUUGCGGGGAUUGGAAUGUUUCCAACUGGUCAGUAUCAACGGAAAAGCGACAAAGAAUGAAACAGUUGAAAGCACCAGCGCUAUCCAGAUGCCGCAGGCCAAGCCACCCACCCUGAUGGUUACGAGUGCCAGCUCCACCAGCAGGUGGCCAUUGCAUCGUCCGCACUCUUCGUCAAGCCUGGCUGUAGCACCAGAUGGAGGCGAUGGAGCCGAUUUCGGUCACACAAAUCCCAGAGGCUCCGUGAGGAGCGUUGGACAGAGCAUUCCCAACCAGUCUACCGAUCCACAUCGCUCUUAA